AUGUGUUUCUGAGUACUGCCUAUUCUUAAUAUCUCCAUUCCUGACAAAGGGACUUGGGUCCUCCUAAAACAUUUGGGGAUAUGGAGAAAUCUUACAGAUCUACAAUCUCUAUCUAUAAGAGCAUCCUGGAACAGUUUAACCCAACUUUGGAGAAACUGGUGUACCUAGGUGCCAAGUACAUGAGGGCUUUCCAUGCACUAUCCGAGGCUGCUGAUGUCUACUUUGCAGAAAUUCAAAAGAUUGGGGAACAAGCGCUACAGAGUUCUACCUCACAAAUAUUGGGUGAAAUUUUGAUACAGAUGUCUGAUACCCAGAUGCACUUGAACCGCAACCUGGAAGUAGUAGCACAGACCUUCCAUGUGGACUUGCUGCAGCACAUGGAGAAAAACACCAAGCUGGACUUGCAGUUCAUUAAUGACAGUCGCCAGCGAUAUGAGAAGGAAUACCGACGCAGAGCUGCCAAUGUAGAUAAAUGCAUGUCGGAUCUAUGGAGAAUGGAAAGAACGCGAGACAAGAAUACACGCGAGAUGAAGGAGAACUUGAUGCACUUGCACGCAGAGAUGCAGGCUUUUGUCAAUGAGAGCCAACGGGCUGCUGAACUGGAGGAGAAACGCCGUUAUCGCUUCCUAGCCGAGAAGCACCAGCUGCUCUCCAGCACCCUUCUCCAGUUCUACACCAGGGCCCGGGCCAUCAUCCAGACUAAAGCUCCCAUGUGGAAGGAGCAGUUGGAGGCCACCCGCAGCCCUACCCAGAGCUUCCUUAGCUCCACCCACAGCCAGGGUCACCCAUCCAGCCGCUUGACUCCUACCCACUUCGAGAUGACCCAGAGGCCUAUGGGUGAUUUCAGUUCAGUCACGGCAGGACGUAGCUCCAGCCCCUUUCUCCAGGAGGCAGCAGAAAUCUUGCCUUCCGCUCAUCCAGAUCCAAGAAGAAGAGCCCUGCCGAGAACGCCCUCUGCUGGCUCCCUUUCCACUGGCCAACGUUCUCGCUCCAGCUCCUUUGGAGAGCAGGCGGCAGGAAGAGCCCAGCCAGGGGGCAAAGAGGAGAACAGCAACGGUGUGCUGAAGGUCCAGGCAAUAGCCCCUCAUACUGCUGGUUCCAACCAGACCCUGCUGCAAUUCAACCUUGGAGAUGUAGUCACCGUGCUGAUCCCAGAAGCACAGAACGGCUGGCUGUAUGGGAAGCUGGAAGCCACAUCCACGAGUGGCUGGUUCCCUGAAGCUUUCGUGAAGCCCCUAGAGAUGGUGAGAAAGCCCGAGGAGACAGCUUCCAGGCCCUUUCCUCUGCGGAGCAGCCAUAGCAUAGAGAACCUUCUGGAUCGGCACAGCGGCCCAUCUGCAGGGGACUACUGGCACAAUUCCAGCAGAGCUCAGUCCCCGAGUCCUUCUCCUGCUGGGCUGGGGGCUGGCAGCCGUCGCAGUAGUACAGCCAGUGCUGCAGGCACCACGGAUGCCAAGAAAUCAUCAGCAGGAUGGGAGCAUCCUCCAGAACUCUUCCCCAAAGGCACCAACCCUUUUGCCACGGUCAAACUGCGCCCGACUGUGACCAACGACCGAUCAGCGCCAAUCAUCCGGUGAAAGCUGGCGAUGGAGUGGGGUGCGUGGGUGCGUGGCACAGAGUGUCGGACAGGACAAUUGUUCUCAUUCCUGAGCACAGCUCGGCAUUAUUUUGGAAAUGGCUUCUUCCGAAAUGUCUGACCUCAGUGGUGGGCAGCUCUUGAGCCUCCUUUCCCACACUUGGUAUCUUGUAGGGGUCAAUAGGUCCUCAGGUUAUUUUGUUAAGUUACUUUAGGGCCUUUGUGAAU
Elgaria multicarinata webbii is the source of this 1804-nucleotide messenger RNA. It is a transcript of the gene BAIAP2L2, whose product is annotated as BAR/IMD domain containing adaptor protein 2 like 2. The record is from RefSeq and is a predicted model, not a curated record. Gene Ontology annotation, biological process: positive regulation of actin filament polymerization; actin crosslink formation; plasma membrane organization. Gene Ontology annotation, molecular function: protein binding. Bases 81 to 1577 code for a protein of 498 amino acids. NCBI's taxonomy places the organism in Eukaryota, Metazoa, Chordata, Lepidosauria, Squamata, Anguidae. Gene Ontology annotation, cellular component: cytosol; nucleoplasm. The transcript is spliced from 14 exons.